Molecule: messenger RNA, 723 nt
Organism: Brassica napus (rape)
Lineage: Eukaryota; Viridiplantae; Streptophyta; Magnoliopsida; Brassicales; Brassicaceae
Exons: 3
Coding region: 1-723 (240 amino acids)
Source: RefSeq, a predicted model, not a curated record
AUGUCUUCCUCAUCGAGUGAUGAAGUUGAUGAAGCUUUAGAAGAAAUGGUCGACCAAGUUGUUGAUAAUUACAUCGACUCAGUGAUUCAUGCUCACCCCAACAAGCCGAAGAGACGAGCUUAUAUCGAAAGAGAUCGGGAACAAGGACACAAUCAGCUGUGGAACGAUUAUUUUAAUGAUAAUCCUACAUACCCACCAGAAAUGUUUAGGAGGCGUUUUCGAAUGAACAAGCCAUUGUUCCUUCGCAUUGUCGAACGUAUAAGUAAUGAAGUUCCAUACUUUCAGCAAAGACGAAGUGCUUGCGGAAGGAACGGGCUUUCUCCACUUCAAAAGUGUACGGCAGCUAUACGUAUGUUGGCAUAUGGUCAAUCGGGAGAUACAUAUGAUGAAUAUCUCCGACUUGGUGACAGUACAGCACGUUUAUGUUUGGCAAAUUUCACUGAUGCAAUAAUACAAUUGUUUGGAGAAGAAUAUCUACGAAGCCCUACAGCCGAGGAUCUUCAACGAUUACUCGAUGUUGGAGAGGUACGCGGGUUUCCGGGAAUGAUAGGCAGCAUCGACUGUAUGCAUUGGGAGUGGAAAAACUGCCCAACGGCUUGGAAAGAGAACGAACGACACGGAUACGCUCAAAUAAAUACUUCUGAGUUCGAAUCAGGAGAGUCAAGCAGAAGUUCAAAGUCGUGGGAGCAAGCGAAGAAGACAGACACCGGUUCACAAAUUUAA